Molecule: messenger RNA, 588 nt
Organism: Lactuca virosa
Lineage: Eukaryota; Viridiplantae; Streptophyta; Magnoliopsida; Asterales; Asteraceae
Source: the annotation of a GenBank genome assembly
AUGGCUCUUGUAAAACAAACCCUAACCAUCAUUUUCAUUUCCGCCCACAUCAUUUCUACAAUACAUGUGAAUGCUCGUUUCGCACCUUGGCCUGCGGCCGAUGCUGGCGCACCGGCCGCAGCUGAUAUCGAAGAGUCAGAUAUAGAACCUAACCCAUCUGACCUCCUCCCGUUGCCCGACAUCACAGAGAUAAUACCUGAUGAAACUGGUGGGACAGACGCCGAUGUGGCUAACAGGGUCACCAAACAAAUGCAAGUCAUUGGGAAAAAGAUCGAUGAGUUCAACGCAUCACUCAAGGCCCGAAUGGAAAACCCUAAUACAUCACACGGAACCAAAGAAUGUCUCACGGAAUGCGAUGAGGUUUUCGGUGCGGCUGUCGAUGAUAUCAGGAAUACUAUUGACAGCCUCGAAAACUUAAACCUAAUGAAGGCUAAUUUUGAUGUUAGCGCAGUUGCCACCAAUGUUGACACGUGUAAUGACUGCUUUAAAGAGAUGGUUGGUGGAGACCCGGAGGUAGAGAAAUUCAGUGAUUGGGUUCGGAGCAUCACCCGAGAAGCCCUUGAAGCUCUCCAAAAAACCACCAAUUAA